AUGACAGAGAGGAGAAUUAAAGAGGUUUAAACUAGAAAUAGCAAUAACGGGGAGAAGGAAAUAUUUAUGAACACAAUGGACUAGUUACUUACUGAGAGACUUUCUAAGAAAGAUAGGAGCAGUAACGUUUCAAAAAAAGAUUCAACUAUUUCCUUUCCUAAAGCUUAGACCUCUUAUAGUCCUUUUAAUAACAAUAGAAGUUCUUUAAGUCCUCGAAAUGAAAAUAAGUCUAUCAUUGCAAAAUAGCAAUAGUCCUAAUCAGUGCUGAGGAAUCAGUAUCUAAGAGCAAGUAACCAAAUGGAUGUAUUAAGGCAAUCUCUUAAUAAUCUUUAGUCCUAGAGAAAUAAUCAAAGCCUUAUUAGUAAUAAAGAGUCAUUAUCUAUAAAUAAGUCUCUAACUAACCUCUCUGUUCAGCAAUAGGCUCCAAAUUAAAAUUAAGAAAAGCAAAUGGAGAUAAUUGAAUCCACUAGUCCAGAUUAAAAUAAAAGUUAGCCAUAAAAUGAUGAGUAGGUAGGUGCUAAAAUAGACAUAGAUACAUUCAUAGAGGAUACUUUUAUCUUCAAUAUAUAAAAGCUAACAAAAGUUAAAAAGAAAAUGAUUGAUUGCACAAGAGAGUAUCGUAAAUUUACAAUUACUCAUUCUCCAAGGAAGCAUCACUCUAGAAUAAUUGAGGCAUUAGGGCUUAAUCCACUCGAUAAGAUGUCUAGAAGAAAAGUCAAAAUGUCUAAGGAUCCCAAUCUGGUUUUCAUUGAAUUGGACUGUAGUGAGAAAUAUGGGGGAGCCAGAGAUAUAAUUGAAAUUAAAGUAAAUAAAUCUCCACCUCUGCUUUUAAAUUCCAGAUAGCAGACUCAUUAUGAACUCUAGUAUAGCAACUAUACAGGACUACUAAAUAGUAUAGGGGAAAGAUCUAAUGGAUUAGUCAAUAGCUAGAUGAUGUUGAAUAAGUUAACAUAGCAAAUGAGCACUAAUGGUGCUUUAAGGAGUCUUUAAAAAGAUAACAUACAUAAGCUAUUAAAAAAACAGUCUUAAUAAUCAAGUCAAAUGAAACAAGAACAAUCCUCAACUUCAAUAUCAGUUGCUUAGGAUUCUAAUUUUAAUUUUCAGACCCCAAAUUUUAUUGAGCGUAAAUUUAGCUUCGCAGAAAAUGGUAGUAGCUAAAACACUCCAAAUCAAAGUCAAACUUUACCAAAUGUAACUAUCAGUUAAAGUAAUGAUAAAAAAAGUAACUAGCAAGAUACUUAGAUUUUUGAUGUAGGAUUCAUAGAUUCAAGCAAAUCAUACCUCUAAACUUUGGAGGAGUUUUCUAACAAAAUUGCAUAGUAUGAUAACUUUCAACCUAAAGAUGCUUUUUAAGGAAAUUUUUAUGAAAUUUAAUCAUAAAUACUUAAUAAGGCCUACAAAAUAGAUUAAGGGUAUAGUUUGGUAGACUCUACAAACCUUUAAAAGCUUUUUCUCCAAAACUACAAGGAAUGCCUUUUAAGAUUAGUGAAAGUAAUGCCAAUUACUGGAUGCAUGAUGCAUUAAUUAGUGUCUUAUUUAAUGUAUUAAGUUGAUAGAUCUACAAGAGUGAUUAUAAACAAAGAGAAGUACUACUUGGAAACUAUUGACAAGUACUUUAAUUUUGUAAACUCCAUUUAGAUUAGAAGACUAAUUGAAAGCCAUGAAAAUUCAGCUGAAUGCAAACAAGGAAAUCUAUGA
This is a messenger RNA of Stylonychia lemnae, 1698 nucleotides long. Lineage: Eukaryota; Ciliophora; Spirotrichea; Sporadotrichida; Oxytrichidae. The record is from the annotation of a GenBank genome assembly.